AUGGCCCCGCCCGAUACCUUCUUCCGCUCGUCGGACAUGAGUCUGACGCAGCUCUACAUUGCCAAUGAGAUCGGAAGAGAGGUCGUGAGCGCUUUGGGUGAGAUCGGGCAGGUCCAAUUCAGAGAUCUUAACCCAGAUACCAACGCCUUCCAACGUACCUUUACCAAGGAGAUCCGGCGCCUGGAUAAUGUCGAGAGACAGCUUCGCUACUUCCAUUCCCAGAUGGAAAAGGCCGCCAUUACCAUGCGGCCCUCCUCCGAUUUCUCGGAUACCCUGGCAGCUCCUCUCGCUUCGGAAAUCGAUGAACUAGCUGAACGCAGCGAGAGCCUUGAGCAGCGGAUCGCAUCGCUGAAUGACAGCUACGAGACUCUCAAGAGACGCGAGGUCGAACUUUCUGAGUGGCGUUGGGUCCUAAGGGAAACCGGAGGUUUCUUCGAUCGGGCCCAUACUCAGACUGAAGACAUCCGUCAAUCUUUCGACAAUGACGAAGCCCCCCUUCUCCGCGACGUUGAACAACACGCUCCUCAUGCGAACGGCGAUACGCAGGGCCAGCAGAGCUUUUCUGAUAUGAAUAUCGGGUUCGUCGCCGGUGUCAUCCCCCGUGACCGAAUUGGUGCUUUUGAGCGCAUCCUCUGGCGAACUUUGCGCGGCAACCUAUACAUGAACCAAUCCGAAAUUCCUGACCCCAUCAUUGAACCAACAACCAAUGAGGAAAUCCACAAGAACGUGUUCGUGAUCUUUGCACAUGGCAAGAGCAUCCUUGCCAAGAUUCGCAAGCUGUCCGAGUCACUGGGAGCCUCGCUAUACGGAGUCGAUGAGAACAGUGAGCUCAGACGGGACCAGAUUCACGAAGUCAACACUCGUCUAGCAGAUGUGACCAACGUUUUACAAAACACCAAGAAUACUCUUGAUGCGGAGCUCUCCCAGAUUGCACGAUCCUUGGCAGCUUGGAUGAUCAUUGUUAAAAAGGAGAAGGCUGUCUACGAUACUUUGAAUAGAUUCUCAUACGAUCAGGCGCGAAAGACCUUGAUUGCUGAGGCUUGGUGCCCGACAAACUCCCUUGGUCUGAUCAAGUCCACCUUGCAAGAUGUGAAUGACCGCGCUGGUUUGUCUGUUCCUACCAUUGUCAAUCAGAUUCGCACCAACAAGACGCCGCCCACCUAUGUUCGCACCAACAAAUUCACGGAAGCAUUCCAGACUAUCGUCAAUGCUUACGGUAUUCCUAAGUACUCGGAGGUGAACCCCGGUAUUUAUACCGUUGUCACGUUCCCAUUCCUAUUUGCUGUUAUGUUUGGUGAUUUUGGACACGGUGCCCUUAUGGCCUUGACGGCUUGUGCCAUGAUCUUCUGGGAGAAGAAGCUUCUGAAGACCAAGCUUGAUGAAUUGACGUACAUGGCUUUCUAUGGUCGCUACAUCAUGUUGCUGAUGGGACUCUUUGCUAUGUACACCGGAUUUAUCUACAACGAUAUCUUCUCCAAGUCCUUUACGUUCUUCCCCAGUGCGUGGCAGUGGCCCGAGGACAUUAAAGCCGGACAGUCUGUUGAGGCAUCGCUCAAGGGCGGAUACCGUUUCCCUAUUGGUUUGGAUUGGAACUGGCAUGAGGCUGAAAACUCCUUACUGUUUACCAACAGUAUGAAGAUGAAGAUGAGUGUCCUGCUUGGAUGGGCUCACAUGACCUUCGCUCUGUGCUUCCAAUACAUCAACGCCCGCCACUUCAAAUCCAAGAUCGACAUCUGGGGUAAUUUCAUCCCUGGAAUGCUCUUCUUCCAGUCAAUUUUCGGCUAUCUCGUGAUCACUAUUCUCUACAAAUGGUCUAUUAACUGGUCAGAAACCGAUAGCGCGCCUCCCAGUCUGCUGAACAUGCUUAUCUUCAUGUUCUUGAGUCCCGGUACUAUCGAAGGCGAUCCGCUCUACAAGGGACAAGGUCCCGUACAAAUGCUUCUACUGUUCAUUGCUGUCAUCCAAGUCCCUAUCAUGCUGUUCUUGAAGCCCUUCUACCUUCGCUGGGAGCACAACAAGGCUCGUGCCCUAGGCUACCGCGGCCUCGGCGAGCAAUCCCGAGUCAGUGCUUUGGAGGACGACGGCGACUUGGACGGCGGUUUCGGUGGGAACCGAGACAGUCUUGCCAGCGACGGGGAAGGAGUUGCUAUGAUUGCACAGGAUAUCCAAGAAAGCGAAGUGCAUGAAGAGUUCGAUUUCUCUGACGAGAUGAUCCACCAAGUCAUCCACACCAUUGAGUUCUGUCUUAACUGUAUUUCGCACACUGCCUCUUACCUCCGUCUUUGGGCUCUUUCGCUGGCUCACCAGCAGCUGUCUAUUGUCUUGUGGACCAUGACUCUCGGUACCGCUCUGGACCAGGAGAACCCGACCGUGCGCGUGAUCAUGACUAUCAUUUGCUUCUACCUGUGGUUCGUUCUGAGUGUUGCAGUCCUUUGCUGCAUGGAGGGUGUCUCAGCCAUGUUGCACUCUCUUCGUCUCCACUGGGUCGAGGCAAUGAGCAAGCAUUUCAUCGGCGAGGGUAUUCCAUUCCAGGCAUUCAGCUUCAAGACCUUGCUGGAAGAGGACCCAGUCGACUGA
Molecule: messenger RNA, 2577 nt
Organism: Penicillium chermesinum
Lineage: Eukaryota; Fungi; Ascomycota; Eurotiomycetes; Eurotiales; Aspergillaceae
Product: H(+)-transporting V0 sector ATPase subunit a
Exons: 5
Coding region: 1-2577 (858 amino acids)
Biological process (GO): vacuolar acidification; proton transmembrane transport
Cellular component (GO): fungal-type vacuole membrane; vacuolar proton-transporting V-type ATPase complex; vacuolar proton-transporting V-type ATPase, V0 domain
Molecular function (GO): ATPase binding; proton-transporting ATPase activity, rotational mechanism
Source: RefSeq, a predicted model, not a curated record